Messenger RNA from Leishmania braziliensis MHOM/BR/75/M2904, 2163 nucleotides. RefSeq lists its product as hypothetical. Bases 1 to 2163 code for a protein of 720 amino acids. The record is from RefSeq and is a predicted model, not a curated record. NCBI's taxonomy places the organism in Eukaryota, Euglenozoa, Kinetoplastea, Trypanosomatida, Trypanosomatidae. Gene Ontology annotation, molecular function: protein binding. The transcript has a single exon.
AUGGGCGCAGCACAGACGUCGGUGGAGGGACUGCUGAAUCAGAUGCGACAGCAGGUGGCAACGUCGCCAGUCUGGAGUAUCGACCUCAGCGCAUUGCUGGAGCGCUGCUCCACCGUCGGGGGCCACUCACCUCCGUCGCAGGAGCAACUCCUUUGCCGCGUGGCCGCCACUCUCGCCAGUGUAUUGAGUGCCGUUGAGGCGCCAUCGGUGGCAGCGCUCAGCGUCACGCUGCCCACACCGGGGGCAGCCAUGACAGUGCUGCAGCUGUGUCGAACCACACCCCUCCUCUCCUCACUAGAGUCACUGGAGCUCGUGGUGGACACUGCAGCAGUGAACACCCUGCAGAACAGCAUGGAAAGUUCGGGUGGACACGAGGUGGCGGCGCUGCUGCGGGAGCUGGCCGCGUACCAGCGGCGCAACGCUGGUCAGUCUUGCUGGACGUCACUCAGUGUCCGGUCACGCGACACGAGUGCGCCCAGUGUCCUUACUGUGAGCUCGCAUGCACAACAGCAGCGUCGCGCUGUGCAACGGAUGUGGGACGACACCGUGGUGAGCGCUUUGUCGGAGCUCGUGGCAACGGCGCCGUGGACUCGAGUGGCACUUUGUCAUAUCGACCUCACUCCUUGCAGUUUCAGGACUCGACAGCGGCUUUGGGCAUCGCUCGAUAGCGUUCACGCUUCCCUCACUGUGUUGGACUUGACUGGGAUGCGACACGCUCACGAGUUCAUCGCUUCCAGGCAGCUGUGCCACCUAAUCCGCCUCUCCUAUCUUGAUUUCAGCCACACGCAGCUCUCGGAAGACGCCGUAGAGCGCUUGCUGAGGGAUGUGCUGGAUGGCGUCGGUGGGUGGUGGCUACUGCAGCAUCUAGGCCUGGCGCAGUGCGAGGUGAGUGAGGCCGUCGUGCUGCUUCUCCACAAUCAGCACGAGCAGCAUGCAAAAGGGGAGGCACCGCUUCUGGAGUCGUUGAACGUGUCGGGCGCUCGCCUGUCAUGUCGUGCCGCCUUCGUCAUGGCGAUGUGUCUGGUGCAGUGCCCGCGACUGCGCCACCUUCAGACGCGCCACUGCCGUCUCCAACCCGCCAGUGUUGAGGACAUGGCAGCAGGACUGCAACAUGCCACAGAACUGCAAACGUGGGUUCUGUGCUUCAACAAGUUCGGCGACGAAGGAGUCGCGGCGCUCACCAAAUAUGCGCGGUGUUGGCCCUCACUCACGGAUAUGGACCUCUCACGGUGCCGGCUAACUUGUGCUAGCGUACACGCCCUCAGCCGCGCGCUUCCUGAGUGGAACAAGCUGCAGUCGUUGCGGCUGGUGGGCAACGACUUGCGGUGGAAGCCACCACAGGCGCUGUCUUCGUCGUCGUCGAGCGGAGUGGAAAGCAGCAGGGACGGGAGGGACACGAGCGGUCUCUUUGCCUACGACCCGGCCUAUAUGAAGACCCACGGCAGCAGUGUCAAGGUGCCCACCUCCUACGAGCUCGAGCGCCGUGACCGGAAGGAGGGCCGUCAGCGCUACAAGGGAACGGAGGAGCUCGCCGAGGUGACGGUGCCGGUUGCACCGCCGCUGGAGGCGCUUGGCGAAGCGCUUUCCAUGUGCUCGCAGCUGCGAGUGCUAGACUUGAGUGACUGCGCCAUGGCAGACGCGCAGCUCGUGCAACUCUCCACCCACUUCACUGGGGCCUCGCUGGAGGAGCUGCGGCUGGCUUCCAACCCCCUCUUCGCCACUGUGCCAGCGCUCGACGCCCUGGUCGAGGUGCUGUGGCGCACGCCUAACCUCUCCGUGCUGGACCUCUCCUUUACCGCACUCGGCGACCUAGGCGUGUCGAUGAUGUGCGACGGCACUGCUGGAGUAGACGGUGGUGUGCUGAAGGCUAUGCCUGGGUUGCACACCCUGCUGCUGUCUGGCUGCGCUGUCGAGUCGCUCGGCUGGGAGUCGCUGGCAGCGGCGGUGAGUCAGCUUACGUCGCUACGCCACAUCGCCUUGCACCACAAUCGCGUGUCCGAACUGGCGCUGCUCGAGGAACUGUUGCGGCAGCUUGUCACGGUGUCCACCCUUCGGUCGGUGAACCUGGCAUGGUGCGUGGACUCUACCGAAGUCGUGCGCCGCUUACAAGACUGUGCCGAGUGCCGUGCCCUCCGCAAGCGCGGAGUGCAAGUUCUUCUCUGA